This is a messenger RNA of Eurytemora carolleeae, 2438 nucleotides long. Its product is annotated as zinc finger protein 350. Gene Ontology annotation, cellular component: nucleus. The coding region runs from base 236 to 2113 and encodes 625 amino acids. NCBI's taxonomy places the organism in Eukaryota, Metazoa, Arthropoda, Copepoda, Calanoida, Temoridae. The transcript has 10 exons. The record is from RefSeq and is a predicted model, not a curated record. Gene Ontology annotation, molecular function: DNA-binding transcription activator activity, RNA polymerase II-specific; RNA polymerase II cis-regulatory region sequence-specific DNA binding. Gene Ontology annotation, biological process: regulation of transcription by RNA polymerase II.
AGCAUGCGCAGAAUUACCCCACCGCACGAGCUGAUCAAGACUAAGAUGAAAAUUCAUGCCGGGUUAGUUUUUUCCCGGAACGUUCAAGAAACCGACACGAACGGAUUACAAUGAGUGAAUUACACCAUUAUAUCUCUUUAAAAAUAAAUAAAAAUAACGUGAGGAGUUAAAAUGGCGAGAAUAACUUAAAUUUAUAAGUUUAAGUGAAGUUAAAACCAAAAGAUCAAAUAUCAAAAUGGAAACUCAGCUCGGAACCUACUCUUUAUCAUCGGAUAAUAAGGGUAUACUUUCCUUACUCAGUGCAAUAGAGCAGUCGGAAGAUAUUGAUCCAGACGUUUCUCCGAGUAAGAUUGUUGACAAAGAUCCUCUGUCUGCUGUUAAUUUUCCACAGUUGCAGAGCCAUUUAAACCUGGACAGUUUGGAUAUGAAUGGAGAUCUUGUCUUGUCGAAUUUUAGUUCGUGUCUAAUAUGUGGAAGAACUCCUGGCAUUGAUAAUCAGAACGACUCCAUGGUGGAUAUUUUCUCUGAAAUAUCUAUUCCAGGUGAAAAGGGUUCUACUUCUAUACACACAGUAAUCGAGGAUAUUAUUCCCAUCCGGUUAGACAGCACUAGACCUCAAUCAUUCUCUUGUGUUGAGUGUUUUGCUGUGGUAGAUGCAAUCGCUAAACUCCGGGUUCAAAUUAAUGAAUACAUUUCUGUGAUAAAGACAAGGUAUGAAGAGUCAUGUCGAACCAAGUCAAAGUUUCCCUCCGUGUCAGAUUACACGUCAGUAUUAGAACUGAAAAUGCCUCUCAAUAUAUUUAAUGUUCGUGACGAGGAAGGUUUAACAAUGUCUCCGGUCAAAGAAUUCCAGAAGAAAUCUAAGCUUCAAAUCCUUGCUGAAACCCUAGAAGGAGAACAUCUGCCCAGAGAUAAACAGAUCUCUGAGGAGCCUGACGGAAAUCUUACUUUGAACAAAGAGAACAAGAUGUUAUGUAACCCAACAUGUGAUAAAUGUGGAAUUGAGUUCGAACCUGGACCUAGGCGUAACAAAACUUUGAAGACUAGGUGCAGCCCUUGCUCGAAGGUUGGGCGUUCCAAGAAAGUUUCAAAGACGCACGACUGUGCUUUUUGUAGCAAAUCUUUCAAGUGCAAGAGCAGUCUUAACGAACAUAUCCAGCUCAAGCAUUUCGGGAAUUCCAAAGUUCACCCUUGCAGUGUCUGUCAGGAGAAGUUUUCCUCCAAGCAUGCUAGAAUUAUUCAUGAAAGAAUACACAAGAACGGUACAAAGGAUUUGAUUUGUGACGAGUGUGGUGAUAGUUUUCUAACCUUUCAGUCCUUACAAUUUCACAGGAGUAAACACACUGGAGACUUCUCAUACAACUGCAGUUCAUGCGGGAAAGGAUUCAACAAUUUUAAACUAUUGGAAGAACAUUCUCAUAUACAUACUGGGCAGAAACCUUACGCUUGUUCAGAGUGCAAUAAAAGUUUUGCCAACCGUGGCAGCCUUUGGUUGCAUAAGAAAAAGCAUGAUGUUGUAAAACCGUACAUGUGCGACUACUGUAACAAAGUGUUCGGGCACUCUUCACACCUGGUUGUACAUAAACGUAUGCAUACUGGUGAAACACCGUACAAAUGCAGGUUUUGUGCUGAAGGCUUCAUUUCCGGAAAUCACUUAAAACGACACAUGAAAAUCCACCAAAAUGAGCUUCCUUACGCUUGUGGGAUUUGUAAACAGGAGUUCGGGAAGCGCAGUGAUUUUGUUAAACACGGGAAUACAGUUCACAACGGUAAUAUUAUUGAUGAUAUCAGAACGAAGGAAAAUACUCCAGUAGAGAACCGUUCAGCUACUUCUGAGGAAGAGAAUACUGUUGAUAAGUAUACAACUAUACUAGUUGAGGAUAACGAGAGAAUAUUACUAAGUAAUGGAUCUGAAGAGUUGCUUAAUGCCCCUAGCGGGGGCUACACCAACUUCCCUCAAAGCAUUCAAGUAAGCAAGUAUCUGCCGGUCACUCUUCUGAAUGGACUGGAGGAGGAGGAUGGUAAGGAGGAGUCGGACCAAACCAUAGUCUUCAUAGAGAUGCCGCAGAGCAACUAUAUGGAGGUGGAAUUAGAGGAGGAAGGGGAGGGAUAGAACGGAAACUUGAACAAGAUCUGAUUUUCGCUAAUAUCUGUCUGUGUUACAAUAUUCCAACUAGUGAUUUUAAAUGGAAUACAGGGGUGAAUAUUUUUCUCAGCGCAACUUUAAUUUCAUGAUCUAAUACUGAUCAAAAAUAUGUCUCAUUUAAUUCCUAGUUAGUGUUUUUUUUUUACUGAAAAAUAUCUACCCCUGGCUGGAGGCUUAUAAAUCGCAUUUAUUAGACUAAUGUUUUACCGCAAUUUUUACAAGAUGCCACAUUUUCUUGUUGCUAAUAACCAAAGGAGAAAUUUUAACUUUUAUAUCUAAUUAUAUUUCAGAA